Oenanthe melanoleuca is the source of this 1206-nucleotide messenger RNA. RefSeq names its product AF4/FMR2 family member 3-like. The record is from RefSeq and is a predicted model, not a curated record. The transcript has 4 exons. Gene Ontology annotation, cellular component: super elongation complex. Bases 1 to 1206 code for a protein of 401 amino acids. NCBI's taxonomy places the organism in Eukaryota, Metazoa, Chordata, Aves, Passeriformes, Muscicapidae. Gene Ontology annotation, biological process: regulation of gene expression.
AUGGACCACAACUCUCUGUCUGCAUCCAUCCAGCCAAUUCCUUCUCCACUGAACAGUCCGUCCAUCCAAAGUGUGUAUGAGCCAGACAGAAACGUGCUGCGGAGGAAAGAAUGGGAGAGGAGAAAUCAGGAGGCCCAGCAGGACAAUGGCGCGUUUAACACGAGCUAUUCCCUCUUCAGUGAACCAUACAAGACUAACAAGGGGGAUGAGCUUUCCAAUCGCAUCCAGAACACGUUGGGCAACUAUGAUGAAAUGAAAGACUUGCUAACGGACCGGUCCAACCAGAGCCACCUUGUUGGGGUCCCGAAACCUGGGGUUCCUCAGACAUCCCUGCCCAAGGCUGAUGAGCAUCUCAUCGCAGACUCGAGACCACCACCUCCUCCUCCUCUGUCCAGCACCACUUCUGCCACACCAGCAUCCCUAGCUGCCCAGCAGAGCAAAAGUGCCACGAUGGGCUGGCAGAAGGCUGGGCACAAUGCCACGCCAGAUGGCCAGCCGAGAGCGGGCAAGCACGGCCACCGAGCGCUGGAGCCACACAAGGCUGACUUCAAACUGGCCAACCAAAAAUCCGGUUUGGAGAAACUAAAACGCUAUGCAUCGAGUCCCACCUCCUCCUCUUCCUCCUCCUCUUCCUCCUCCUCCACCUCUUCCUCCUCCUCCUCCUCCUCCUCCAACAGUGCCCAGCAAAGCACGCUGCGGGCCACGUUAGGAGACAGCAUCAGUAGAGUCCAGCAGCCAGCGAAGCUCAGUUGUAGCUCAGAAGGAGGAACUCAAGUCCAAGAGAGGCCAGCAAAGCAUGGUGGGGGGCACUGUGUCCAAAACUUCCCACCCUCUCUUGCUUCAAAGCCCAGUCUGGGUCAGCAGAAGCCAACAGCUUAUGUAAGGCCAAUGGAUGGUCUAGACCAGGCUCCUGAUGAGUCUCCGAAGCUGAAGUUACCAGCAGAGACAACCAAGUCCUAUCGGGGAGUGCCUUCCAGCAAGCCUGAUUCAGCCAGGACCAAGUCAAAGAUCACCAAGUUCAGUAUUCCUAAGCAAGAAGAACUGCUCGUGUUAUCAGCACGGCGCUCCCGGCUAUUUCUGCGGCAGCAGCAGCGCUAUCCUGGGCGGCAGCGCUCGCACCCGCACCGCAGCCCUGCAGAUGUUCUGCAGCCUCUGCUGCCUCAGGGACUGAUGGACACAGCAUCCAGGGAACAGGCUGAGCCCUGA